AUCGCCUUAUCGUCUUAUCGACUUAUCGCCGCCACUUUUUUUGUACCUAUCAUUCACAUGGAAGUACGUACAUACAAGGUACCUACAUACAUACAACAUCGGAAGCUUGACAGAUCCAAAUAAACUUCCCAACCAAAAUGGAACGAAUAUCAGCUUCUAAGCGCAAGGCGCCACUCGUAAGCCUACAACGUCGUGUAAGGGCGAGAAGAGAUGAACCAGAAGAGAUCCCCAGCGACCAAUCCCAAGGAGAUGAGAGCAGUGAGGAUGAGGGUUCCGAAGCACAGAGCGAUGAGGAAGAGGAUGACGAUGAGUCAGGUUCCUCAUCUGAGGAAGACGAAGACGAAGUAGAAGACCCAUCAGCAGCCGCCUCACAGAUCUCAUUCGGCGCCUUAGCUAAAGCUCAAGCAUCUCUCCCCGGUAUGCGACGAGGGAAAGGGCGCAAAGGCCAAGAAGAGGAAGAGGACGAAGAUAACGAAGACAACGACAACAACAAGCGACACAAAGACUCACGAUCUGAGUCCAAAGGAAAACCGUCCGUGCCACACCGCACGAACAAGCACGCCCCCACCGAACAAUCCAGCAAACGCCAAGUCACCCGCCGGCGAGAAGUCAUCGCAACGCACAAGCCCGUAGCACGCGACCCACGGUUCUCCGCCGCGGUCCAAGGCCGGCCCGUAGAUGAAGAGCGGCUGCACCGCGCGUACAGCUUCCUCGACGAAUACCGCGACUCGGAGAUAGCCCAGCUGCGCGCCGCCGCCAAGAAGACCAAAGACGCGGCCGCCAAGGAGGAGCUCAAGCGCGCGCUGGCCUCGAUGGAGGGCAAGAAGAAGGCGCAGCAGGCGCGCGAGGCGGAGCGCAAGCUGCUCGAGGAGCACCGGCGGCGGGAGAAGGAGCUCGUGAAGCAGGGCAAGAAGCCCUUCUACCUCAAGCGCAGCGAGCAGAAGAAGCAGUUGCUCGUCGACCGGUUUGCGGGCCUGAAGGGCAAGCAGGUUGAUCGGGUGAUUGAGCGGCGUAGGAAGAAGUUGGCUUCGAAGGAGAGGAGGGAUAUGCCGAUGGAGAGGCGGGAGAGGUCAUGACGGGUGGAUGGAUGGAUGGAUAUAUUAGGCGAUGGUGGUGGUGAUGAUGAUGAUGAAAGGGGAUUUGAUGUUACGAGUAGGAGGGUCUGGUCUGGCAUAUAACAUAUACAUACGUAGCCCGCGACCUGCGGUCUAUGGUAGUUAUUAUGACUACA
Daldinia vernicosa is the source of this 1231-nucleotide messenger RNA. RefSeq names its product DUF947-domain-containing protein. NCBI's taxonomy places the organism in Eukaryota, Fungi, Ascomycota, Sordariomycetes, Xylariales, Hypoxylaceae. The record is from RefSeq and is a predicted model, not a curated record. Gene Ontology annotation, biological process: maturation of SSU-rRNA from tricistronic rRNA transcript (SSU-rRNA, 5.8S rRNA, LSU-rRNA). Gene Ontology annotation, cellular component: nucleolus; 90S preribosome. The coding region runs from base 138 to 1076 and encodes 312 amino acids. The transcript is spliced from 2 exons.